This is a messenger RNA of Rhododendron vialii, 2569 nucleotides long. RefSeq names its product tyrosyl-DNA phosphodiesterase 1. Gene Ontology annotation, cellular component: nucleus. The transcript has 16 exons. Gene Ontology annotation, molecular function: double-stranded DNA binding; 3'-tyrosyl-DNA phosphodiesterase activity; protein binding. Gene Ontology annotation, biological process: double-strand break repair; single strand break repair. The record is from RefSeq and is a predicted model, not a curated record. NCBI's taxonomy places the organism in Eukaryota, Viridiplantae, Streptophyta, Magnoliopsida, Ericales, Ericaceae. Bases 327 to 2318 code for a protein of 663 amino acids.
GUAUCAUUCUCGGAGGGGAAAAAAAAACACAAUUGCACGUAAACCAGAACAAGACCGGCCGCAUACUCGAGCGGCGCGAAGCCCCCGAAGACUCUCUCUCUCUCUCUCUCUCUCUCUCUCUCUCUCUCUCAACUCUGAACAUCACGGAGCUUUCUCAGUGCCCUACUUCUCUCUACCAUCUCUAUAUACCAAAUCAAAACCAGAAAAAACUCUCCAUUCUGUUUCUACGGUUUCCUCAAACCUCACCUCGUUCGCUCUCCUCCCUUCACCACUUCUUCGCACCUCUCUCUCCAUUUCCCCUGGUUCAUUCAAUCAGCAAUUCCUCAAUGGCCGAUUCUCCUCCUCAGAUUGGGUUCUUGCUCCCUCUGAACGACAAAUUCGAAGAAGAUACUUCGAAACCUCAAUUACCGAUUUUCCAAGGCCCUAACUUUGUCGGUCGCAGUUGUAUUCCGGCCGCCGACAAGAGACUCAGCCGCAAGCAUCUCACAGUAACCGCCUCCGGCGACGGCUCUGCCGAUGUCCUUGUGGAUGGAGCAAACCCAAUUGUUGUUCGGUCCCAUGCCCAAAGGAAGAAAAUUUUGUCUCGAGAAAGAGGGAGAAUUAACCAUGGUGAUAUUAUUGAGUUGAUACCUGGCCAUUAUUUUUUCAAGUAUGUAACCUUGGCCACUGAGAAGAAAUCAUCUUCACCCAACAAGGAGAAGAGGACUCUAAAGGAACGUAGUGAGCUUUGUGAAGAUGAGGUGCAAUGUGUGAAGAGGAAGAGGCAAGUGUCUGACGAUGAAGCUCUAGCAAGGAAUUUGCAGUCUGAGCUGUAUGAUGAUAACCUAGCCCAAGGCAACUCUUCAGAAGGCAUCCGUCACUUUAAUGUUGCUAAUGAGAACUUAGCUUCUACUUUCCGACUUCUGCGAGUGAAAGGACUUCCGACUUGGGCCAAUACCUCUUCUGUAUCUAUUGGAGAUAUUAUUCAGGGGAAUCCGCUCAUAGCUGUCCUUUCAAAUUACAUGGUUGACAUAGAUUGGUUGAUUUCUGCAUGUCCAAUACUUAAAAAGGUCCCUCAUGUGCUGGUCAUUCAUGGAGAGAGUGAUGGAACACUGGUGCAUAUGGAGAGAAACAAGCCAGCAAAUUGGAUUCUGCAUAAACCACCCUUGCCAAUUUCAUAUGGAACCCACCAUUCAAAAGCCAUGCUUCUUGUUUAUCCUCAAGGAGUGAGAGUUAUUGUGCAUACAGCAAACUUGAUCUAUGUCGACUGGAACAACAAAAGCCAAGGUCUGUGGAUGCAAGAUUUCCCGUGGAAGGAUCAAAAUAGUUCUAGCAGUGGAUGUGGAUUUGAGAGUGACCUGAUUGAUUAUCUAUCUACAUUGAAGUUGCCUGAAUUUACUGCUAAUCUACCAGCUCUUGGCAACUUCAAUAUCAAUUCAUCCUUUUUCAAGAAGUUCGACUACAGUAGUGCAAUGGUGAGGUUAAUUGCAUCUGUUCCUGGAUAUCAUAAGGGUCCUAAUUUGAAAAAGUGGGGACAUAUGAAGUUGCGUACCAUUCUCCAGGACUGUAUCUUCGACAAAAAGUUUCACAAGUCUCCUCUUGUUUAUCAGUUCUCUUCUCUUGGUUCUUUGGAUGAGAAGUGGAUGUCUGAGCUAGCAUCCUCAAUGUCGUCGGGAGUCUCAACAGAUAAAGUCCCUCUGGGUUUAGGGGAGCCCCUAAUAAUAUGGCCUACAGUUGAAGAUGUCAGAUGUUCACUAGAGGGUUAUGCUGCUGGAAAUGCCAUUCCAAGCCCCCUAAAAAAUGUGGAGAAAGACUUCUUAAAAAAGUAUUGGGCAAAGUGGAAGGCAAGCCAUACUGGACGCUGCCGUGCAAUGCCUCAUAUAAAGACAUUCACACGUUAUCAAGGUCAAGACAUCGCGUGGUUCUUGCUAACUUCAUCAAAUCUAAGCAAAGCUGCAUGGGGAGCUCUCCAGAAAAACAACUCUCAGUUGAUGAUCCGGUCCUAUGAGCUUGGAGUGCUCUUUAUGCCGUCUUUGAUCAAACCUGGUUGUGAAUUUUCGUGUACAGAUAAUGUGAAUUCAUCGCAGGAUAAAGAUGACAAAACGUCAGGAAGUUCUGACGCAAAGAGAACAAAGUUUGUAACCCUAGCUUGGCAUGGAAGUAAGAACACAGACAACUCAUCUGAAGUAAUUCCGUUGCCUGUGCCUUACGAACUUCCUCCAAAACCGUACUCCUCUGAAGAUGUCCCGUGGUCGUGGGAACGGAGAUAUCACAAGAAGGAUGUCUAUGGGCAAAUUUGGCCAAGACAUGUUCAACUGUACACUUCCCAAGAUUCCUAACCUCAGGAAUGUAAGUUUUUUUUCUUUUCAGUGAUUUGGGCUAGGCAUUUGAGGUAACAUUAUUGAAGAUUAGUUUGUUUCAGUUGUUUUAAUAGGCAUGAUUACUCCUCUGCAAAAUUGCAAUCUUUUAUGUUCCGUUUUUUUCCCUAAAGCGUUGGAGCAAUGACUGGUCUCAGGAAGUGAGAGUGUGACACUACAAAGUUGCAGGAUUUGAUUAUGAGUAUUGAGAAGUCACGGAAUUUAGGCCAAAA